This is a messenger RNA of Tauraco erythrolophus (red-crested turaco), 1293 nucleotides long. The record is from RefSeq and is a predicted model, not a curated record. Lineage: Eukaryota; Metazoa; Chordata; Aves; Musophagiformes; Musophagidae.
AUGGCUCCAGAGACUCGCAGCGCUGUUAAAUCUGCAAAAAAUGGUCAACCUGGGCCACCAAUGGUCAACCUGGGCCACCAAUGGUCAACCUGGGCCACCAACGGUCCGCUGAACCUGUGCAAGGUUGAGCAGCUGCAGGAGGAGAUCUGCCAGUAUCAGAAGAGCGAGAAGCAGGGACCGCCACGGGCUGCGCCGGCCGAGACCGAAGCAGUCGCAGCGUGCUCCCUGCAGGGCACAAAGGAUGAAGGGAGGGCUGAAGGGGACCCUGUUUCAGGCAGAGCUGUCUCAGAUCAAGAAGAAAGAUACCAGGGUAGUGAAACGCUUCAUAAAAGGUGCCGAGAGGCGAUGGAAAACGUGGAAGGCAGGAAUUCACAGCUCCUUCACAAGCUGCAAAAACUGGAGCAGGAACACGAGGAUUUGGCUGAGCGCAAUGAAGAGCUGGAAUCAAUUCUGGGAGAGACGCAGAACCAAACCAAGCAGGAGAAGGAACAGUUAGAGAGUGAAGCGGAGGGACUUCACUGGAAAAUCACAAGUUUAGAGACAGAGUUACUUGAGGUGCAGAAGAAGAAAACUGAGAUGAGUGGGGAAGAGGAGGCAUCAUCUGGAGCACAAGAGAUGCAAGAGAUGCUGGAAAGCUGUCAGGAAACGAUAGAAAAAUUGGGGAGUCAGCUGGGGGAGCGGAGAGAACGGAGAAAGCAACUUGCAUCUGAGCUUGAACUGUUACGAGAAGAUCUGAAGGCUGAGAAGAAGGGGUUGCCUGACUCAAAAUCUGAGUUCACAAGCCAUUGUAAUAACUUCCCAAGUCUCCAAAGACCAUCUGCAAGCAGGAGUCUCAUUAGUGUAUCCCAUGAGAAGCUACAAAAAGAUAAUGCUUUAGUAGAUACAGAGGUCUCUGAACUCCUACAAGAAAGAGAUCAGAUUAACAAACUCGAGCAGAAACAUGAAGAUCUAUGUACGGAUGAAAAGACAUACAAGGAACAGAAGGCUAAAGUAGUACUUUUGGAAGAACAGAUCAAAAACUUGAGGGAUGAACAAGAACUGCUCUGUUCUCAAUUACUAGAAAGCAACAAGAAGAGGGAGGAGCUCGAAAAGCAGCUAAAAGAGAGCAGUGAAGAAAAACGGUUGUUACUGGAAGAAGUUGCCCAGCUGCAGCGAGAUAUCCUGAGCGCCCGGGAGCGGGGCGGCAGCGCGCUUGAAGAGACCUUGAGGAUGAAUCAAGGCACGGCGCGGGGAGAGAGCAGGGUUCUCGUGGCGCAGAGCUCCGCAGGCAGUUUAGAUGGGAGCCUUAAACAG